AUGUAUCAGUACCUUCUUUUCGCAUCCCUGCUUGGAUUAGGAAAAUCCGGUAUUAUAGACACUGGUAGCCUCGGAGAUUGGCAACACGCUUUAUCGCUCGAGGGAGGAGGCGGAGGAGACUGGCAACAAGCUCUAUCUCACGGGGGAGGUGGCAGCCAAGGUCUUGACGAUGGCCAAGGACACGGUUCUCCUGAUGGUUCUAUCGGAGGUGAUUUCCACCAUGGUGUCAGUCUAGUAAGCAUAGGAGGAGGAGGUGGUGGCAAAGCAUCCGUCUUCGAUUUGACCAAUCAUGGAAACGAUGCUCACCAAGGAUCCUUCGGCGGAAGUUUUGUAGCGUCCAGUAAAUACAGUGCAGCUGGUCAUGGCGACGGAGGACACGGGGGCCAAGGAGGCGGUGGUGGUGGUGGCGGCGGUUACGGAGUCUCAGAAGGAACCGGCUUCGCUGAACAUUACACCUCAAUAUUGGGAGCCAGUGAAGACGUUCAUUCUGGAGGAUCUCCUGGAGGACAUGAGGGCUUAUCCGCUUACCACGGAAGUAUCGGGGGUGGGGAUGAAUUUGGAAGUUACCAUUGAUGACUGAGUUACAGAUUUAUUGUUGAUUUUGUUUUUGUACAUAUUUUGUUGAUUUUUUUAUUUUAAAUAAAAAUUUUUUAUAAGAAUCUUGUAUUAAUUCUAUAAGAUCUUCAUUCAAAAUUACUAAAAUGGGCGGUAAGUAUACAAAAUCGCAAAUUUAUAAUACAUGGUAUUUCCAAAAAGUUCAAAUGAAG
Psylliodes chrysocephalus is the source of this 767-nucleotide messenger RNA. The record is from the annotation of a GenBank genome assembly. NCBI's taxonomy places the organism in Eukaryota, Metazoa, Arthropoda, Insecta, Coleoptera, Chrysomelidae.